CGUAGAUAACAUGUGUAUUGUUUACAAUUCAUCUGGGUAGGCAUUUCGGAACAUAGUGAUUUGGUUUGUGUACUUACGUGAAACAGUUAUACAAGAGUGAGACAAACUUUGCUCACAAUGGACGCUGCGAUGUACAUGGCGGUUCAGAACAACGAGCCGACGACGUUACGUCAGUUGAUAGACUCCGGCGCCGACGUCAACGAGUACUACCAGGACAUGACGUUGAUCAGCGCCAAGUCCAUCCUGCACAUGUGUUGUGAGAAGGGGAGAUACGACUGUGUGAAGGUUCUGCUAGAGAGGGGAGCCAAUCUGUACAUCCGCGACACGUGGUACCAGACGCCCCUUAUGUACUGCAUGAUCACCCAGUAUGACGACAUCGCGGCGCUGCUCCUGCAGCACGACCCGGGCAUUGUGGACAUCGGAGACAAGUACGGAAAGAGCGCCAUGCAUAUCGCCGUCGACGUGGGCUCCAUAGACUGCCUCAAGGUUCUGUUACGUUACGGCGCUGACGUCAACGUUCGUAACGAUUACGGAGUGACGCCACUGAUUCACGUCUGCGGCAACAAAUCCCUGGAGGUUGACGUCAUGCUUGAGAUGGUACGUCUUCUAGUGGAAUCAGGGGCCGACCCAAACCUGAAGUGCUAUCGGGAGGCUCGAACAGCCCUGCAGUGCGCUAUGAUCAUCAAGCACGUGGAGGUGGUGGAGACGUUGCUAUCCGCGGGGUCUGAUCCCAACGUGCUUGACAACGGGGGGCGCUGUCCAAUCACCACCCUGCUGUGGUAUCACAGGGCGACAGGCAAUGACGUGGACGAUGACGUCAUGAUUAUCUGCAUAUUGCUUAUUCAGUCAGGUGCGAGUCUGAACCUGUGUCGGUUCGAGCACAGUAACGCCCUUUGUAUGGCAACCUUGUACGGAUACAGCAAACUCGUAGAGUACUUCCUGAACAAUGGAGCGCACCAGAACGCCGGAUUUUACUGCGGAGUGACGCCAUUGCAGAUCGCGACGAGACAUAAGGAUACCCGAAUGAUGAAAAUCCUUCUCCAAUGGCCGAGCGAUCUCUACCGUAAAGGCCGAGUUAUUCGUGGAGAACUCGAUUAUAACUCUGACGUCUUUCACCUCGCUAUUGACAUCGGCGCAUUUGAGGUCGCCAUUUUAUUAGCGGAUUCUGGAUAUAAUGUCACGCGUGUAAAAUAUUUUACAGACUGGUCACAAGCACCGCCGAGUUCGUUCAACAGCGAACCAGUCAUGUUGGACUACUUUCGGCAAAGGGCGUGUUCAGUUCAGAGUUUGUUUAUUUUGACCAUGUUUGCGAUUAGGAAAUCUAUGCCUGGUAAUAUAACAGAAAGCGCGCGAGAUUUGCCACUACCUAAAUCACUUAUUGGCGCCAUACAGCUUGAGAAUGUAUUGACAUGAAAUAGUUUAUAUUAAUUGUUGGUAGAUGAAUUUGUAACGUUUUUUAACAGACAUAUAUUAAAUGGUUUUUUGCCUGAAAUUUGUUGAUAUUAGCGGAUUGAGAGCAUAGAUAAU
Dreissena polymorpha is the source of this 1527-nucleotide messenger RNA. Its product is annotated as ankyrin-1-like. The transcript has 7 exons. NCBI's taxonomy places the organism in Eukaryota, Metazoa, Mollusca, Bivalvia, Myida, Dreissenidae. Bases 118 to 1413 code for a protein of 431 amino acids. The record is from RefSeq and is a predicted model, not a curated record. Gene Ontology annotation, molecular function: protein binding.